Molecule: messenger RNA, 1508 nt
Organism: Chenopodium quinoa (quinoa)
Lineage: Eukaryota; Viridiplantae; Streptophyta; Magnoliopsida; Caryophyllales; Amaranthaceae
Product: LRR receptor-like serine/threonine-protein kinase EFR
Exons: 2
Coding region: 1-1371 (456 amino acids)
Molecular function (GO): protein binding
Source: RefSeq, a predicted model, not a curated record
AUGCAGGUUCUACAAACUUGUCAUCUAAGGAAUUUGCGUCAGCUAAGGAAUUUGGAAAUGUUGGAUUUAAGUUACAAUGCUAUCACUGGAUUCACCAAUUAUAAUGGUAAUAAAUAUUCAAGUGGCCUCCAAAAGAACAAGUUUGGUCCAAGCUUAGAGUUUCUCAAUCUAAGUAAUAAUUCACUAGAAGGUCAUAUUCCUAAUGACAUAUACAAUUCUUCCCGACUACAGAACUUGGACCUAUCAUAUAACAGAUUGAAUGGACUUUUGCCAAAAAAUUUCAGCUCCAAUAUCCAAACUCUCAGGUUAAACGAUAAUAGAUUGAGUGGUCAUGUGACAGAUGCAUUUUGUAACAGUUUCUCAAGGUUGUCUCGCUUGGAUCUCAGUAAUAAUGACCUGAGAGGUCGAAUUCCUGCUGCAAUCAAUAAUCUCACUCAAUUGCAAGCUCUAUUCUUGAGAGGUAAUCAGUUUAACGGUCAAAUACCCUUUCAAUUGUGCUUAGUUGAGUUGCGUUUGUUGGAUCUUUCCUCCAAUAAUUUAUAUGGCUCUAUUCCCACUUGCCUAUCUCAAUUAUUUACUAGUAGGUACGGUGGUGGAAGUCCUUAUGUUGAUAUUGGUAUGGACUUUGAGUUAAUAAAUGAUGGCAGAGUGGGAGAAUUGAUUUCGAUGAAAUUAGAUUCAGCUCACAAUAUUAUUUACAGCAAGGCAGAGUUUGUGACAAAGAACAUGGCUUACAAUUACGAAGGUAACAUGACUAACAUCCUUCUUUACAUGUAUGGAAUAGAUUUGUCUUGCAACAAAUUAACAGGCCACAUACCACAUGAGCUUGGUAAUUUGAGCAACAUCCAGACAUUGAAUUUAUCUCAUAACCAAUUGUGGGGUGUCAUUCCAUCGUCUUUUUCAAACUUGAAGAACAUCGAGAGUUUAGAUUUAUCCUUCAAUCACUUGAAUGGAAGGAUUCCAGCUGAAGCUACAAAUUUGAAUACUCUGGAGGUCUUUAACGUCAGCUACAACAACCUGUCAGGGAAGAUCCCAUUUCAAGCUCAGUCAUCCACCUUUGAUGCCACCAGUUACAAAGGCAAUCCAUUCCUUUGUGGGCUUCCUUUUCCCAUCAACUGCACUACAGAUGAUACGCCCUCCACGAGUACAAGUGAAUCCCAAGAUGAAGACAGUGGCUGGAUUGACAUGGAAGCCUUUUAUAUCACCUUCACGGGAUCUGGUGUGACUAUGUUUCUUGCGGUUGUCAUAAUUAUGCUGAUUAAUCCUCAUUGGUGGAAUGCAUGGUUUUACCUUGCUAAAGCAUGCAUCCUUUACAGCUACUACUUCUUCGAGGACAACAUAAGAAAGCUAAGGAGAGCAAGGCGUGUUUGAUGAUCAUGAGGUUCUUGAUGUGAAGGUUUCUUCGUCACUUGUGAAUGUGAUAAUGUAUGAUCGUAUGGUGCCUCGCUUGUUGUCUUUGAUGACUGUAUAAUUUAUAUGACUAUGGAUGCAUGUUCCGCUUGUUUAUC